Messenger RNA from Micropterus salmoides (largemouth bass), 2155 nucleotides. RefSeq names its product adenosine deaminase (gene ada). Gene Ontology annotation, biological process: purine ribonucleoside monophosphate biosynthetic process; negative regulation of adenosine receptor signaling pathway; T cell activation. Gene Ontology annotation, cellular component: cytosol; external side of plasma membrane. The coding region runs from base 16 to 1209 and encodes 397 amino acids. The record is from RefSeq and is a predicted model, not a curated record. Gene Ontology annotation, molecular function: adenosine deaminase activity. NCBI's taxonomy places the organism in Eukaryota, Metazoa, Chordata, Actinopteri, Centrarchiformes, Centrarchidae. The transcript has 11 exons.
GCGUGUCCCAGAGCCAUGCAUAUUAUAACAAGGCAAGCUGCGAUACGUUUUGGCACGCCAGUCCUCAGCUCUCUGUUCACCAGCAGACUCACCGGCAACAGCAGACUCUGUACGAUGGCUGAGCUUUCCCCCCCCGAACAAGUGGUAUUCAACAAGCCAAAGGUUGAGCUGCAUGUGCACCUUGAUGGAGCCAUCAGGGUGCAGACUAUUCUUGACGUUGCCAAGAGACGCGGCAUCCCUCUGCCAGCAAAUAACAUAGAGGAGAUGACACAGAAUAUUAUUGUUGAGGAGCCUGCCACCCUCACCGUGUUUCUGGGGAAGUUUGCAGAGUACAUGCACGUGGUUGCUGGAGACAGAGAGGCCAUCAAGAGGAUAGCCUAUGAGUUUGUUGAAGACAAAGCCAAGGAGGGAGUGAUUUAUGUUGAGGUCAGAUACAGCCCACAUUUACUGGCUAACACUAAAGUCGACCCCAUUCCAUGGAGCCAGACAGAAGGUGACCUAAGCCCAGAUAUGGUGGUGCAACUGGUUAAUGAGGGCCUCAGCGAGGGGGAGAGGGCCUUCAAUAUCAAAGCCAGGUCCAUUCUAUGCUGCAUGCGCGACAAGCCAAGCUGGUCCAUGGACGUCGUGGAGCUGUGUAAGAAAUACUGCGACAAAGGAGUGGUCGCCAUUGAUCUGGCAGGUGAUGAGUCACUCAACUGUAAAGCCAAUCCAGAACACAGGAAUGCCUAUGAGGAAGCGGUGCGUUGCGGCGUCCACAGGACAGUCCAUGCAGGAGAGGUGGGCCCGGCAUCGGUGGUGAAGGAGGCUGUAGAAGUGCUGAAAGCUGAACGGAUUGGACACGGUUACAGAACCCUGGAAGAUCAUGCCCUGUACCAAAAACUGCUGGCUGACAACAUGCACUUUGAGGUGUGUCCUGUUUCCAGUAAGCUGACUGGUGCCUGCCACCCAGACUACGCCAAGCAUCCUGUUGUCAGGUUCAGGGAGGACCAGGCAAACUACUCCCUGAAUACAGAUGACCCUCUGAUCUUCAACUCAACCCUGCAACUCGACUACAGCAUCGCGCACAACUACAUGGGAUUCACUGAAGAGGAAUUCAAACGAGUGAACAUCAAUUCUGCAAAGUCGUGCUUCCUGCCUGAGAAGGAGAAGAAAGAGCUCCUCGACAAGCUGCAUGAGGCCUAUGGGAUGAAAAACACGACUGCCUUUUAAACCUGACAAGGAAAUCUGAGGAAGAAGUGAACCCAGGGGAAAAUCCGUCUGAACCUCGCCACCUGACAAAAUGGAAUGUCUUUUUCCUCAUUUGUAACCAGACAUAAAGGCUAGAAAAUAAUCAAAUAUGCUGUUUAUCAUUCUUGCUGCUGCCUUCACCAUACAUACCUGAACAUCAACAGCUUUGUGUUUUGUUAGUAUUCUUAGAGACCUUAAAUACUUAAAUUUACAGUGUAGUUCCAGAGGAAGUCGCGGUGGUUCGCAAGGUGCAAAAAACAAAGGCGUGCAAGUGUUUUGUCUUGAUGAAGUAGAUUUUGUUGUAUGAAAACUCAUUCAAAACUCAUUUCAUUCAUCUUGUGUUUACAUUCUGUUUUCAUGAAGAGAAUCAGGGAAGCUUUUGAUGUAAACUUACUCAGCAAUCAUGAACAGCUUUAACACUUUGUCAGACUGUAAGUUAAGGAUAAGGGAGGUUUUAUUAGUUGUUCAUCUUUGUAAUAGCUUAACCAUUAUGGCGUCCUGAACAUCUUUGGGUGAAAACAUGUGAUGGAGGAUAAUUGAAAGCUGGUGGAAAGGUGAAGAACUUACUACCUAUGGGGGGAAACAUGGUUUACUGUGAAUAUCCGUGGUUUGGUUUGCGGGUGAGGUAGGGUUGUUAGAAAAUUUGUUUGCUUUUUGCCCUCCAUACAUUAACUGCAGGACACAUCAGGUAAAACAGCUCAAUACCAAAAGUCUAGUCUUACAUCUGAACACUAGGUGGCACACAACUGUCACCUUGAUAGACAAAACAGUUUACUUAAUGUGGUUUUACAUUUCGUAAUUAUUCUCUCAAUUAUUUUGAUGUAUAUUUAUUUUUUUCACUAAAUAAAAAAAGCACAACCAUUUGUAACAGACCUAUUGAACACUUGAUAAGCAACUUUAACCAUAAUAAAAACAUUAUGAAAUGUUU